Paraphaeosphaeria sporulosa is the source of this 1294-nucleotide messenger RNA. RefSeq lists its product as uncharacterized. Lineage: Eukaryota; Fungi; Ascomycota; Dothideomycetes; Pleosporales; Didymosphaeriaceae. The record is from RefSeq and is a predicted model, not a curated record. The transcript has a single exon. The coding region runs from base 258 to 1247 and encodes 329 amino acids.
CGCCAAAGUCCAACCAACGCCAGCGUCCAUGCCACAAAACCCGCCAGAAACAACAGCGUGCAGGAAGAUUACUCUCAAAAUAAAACCAAGUCCAACUCCAGCCUAAUGUUCACUCUGCUGUGCCACCUGCUUCUUGAGCUUUCUAGACGGCUUGCGUGGUAUGCAGGGUCGAUGCAGGCGGCACUGCUGACCCACUAGAUGGCUACCUUGGCGAUUGCGGCGUAACUGACCUAUCGGAUUUUCUCGCGUUUGGGUCGAUGGUGCUGCGGGCGAUCUCGCGCCUCACAGCGUCUGGCUACUUGCCGGGUUUGCCUGAUGCAGCGGGUUUGAUGACUUCCCCAUCGGGGUCACCAAUGUCCUGGCAUUGCUCUUGCGUCGCGAUGGGUUCGACUUGUAUCGGUUCCUUGUCGGCGCAAGCGGGGAGCAGGUUGGCUUCGUUAGUGAAGCAGAGGUACAACAUGGCCUUGAGCCAGUUGUCCUCCGCAGCGGCGUUUCCGUUGACGGCAUUAUCGCUGCGCAUGUGGAGGCACUUGGCGACUAUUUCCUUUUCAACCUCCACAUCGCCCACCCCAUUCCCCCCCGAAACUCUCUCCCAGCUUAGCAUCCAACCCCUUCUCCCCCUCGAUCUUCCCUCCCAUAGCUUUCUUCUUUUCCGGCGUCGGCACAGUAGCUACACUCGGCCCAAACACCAACUUCAGCACGACCUUCUCCUUCUCCGGCUUCGGCUUCGGCGUCUGCACAGCUUGAGCUGGCGUAGAGCGCAGAGGGGUCGGCAUCACAACCCUAGCCCUAGGCCGAGACGCCGACGCGCUGGCGAGGACGGCAAGGAGAUUGUGGUUCUCAGUCGGAAUUGGGAUUGGGGCGUAGGGCGGGGUUGUUGUAAUUGUAGUUGCCGGUGUAGAAGCGGUCAGCCAGGCGGUCUUUGCAGGUCCAAUCUCGAUCUCGGUUGGGGCAUCGUCUUCUUCGGCUACGGCCAUUGGGCCCUGCGUCUCGUGCUUCUCUUCUUCUUCUGGCUCCAUCGAUGGGCUCUCAACGGCGUCAGGCAUGGCCGCGUCCGUGCCAUCUGCAUUAUUCCCACUCGCCUCCGCAGCCCUUGUAGCUUCUAUCCUCAUCAGCACACUUCCGCCACCGGAACAUAUCAAGGCUGGAACCUACUCUCUUCAAACUCUUCAUGUGCGCGCACAGCCUGGCGCAGCUCGCACUUAUCCCACCCUACAUCCUCGACACUCUCCACGCCCCUCGAGUAAAAGCUAAAAAACUUAUCCCGGAAUCUCAACCCCUCCUCCUCUUUACC